Molecule: messenger RNA, 1467 nt
Organism: Phytophthora sojae
Lineage: Eukaryota; Oomycota; Peronosporomycetes; Peronosporales; Peronosporaceae
Exons: 3
Coding region: 1-1467 (488 amino acids)
Molecular function (GO): ferric iron binding; acid phosphatase activity; ferrous iron binding
Source: RefSeq, a predicted model, not a curated record
AUGAUGUCCAAGAAGGCCCAGCUCACCUGCGUGGUGGUGAUCCUCGCCAUCAUCGGCGCCAUCGUCGGUGUAAUGGUCGCCCGCCAAGCCAGUCAUUCGACCAGCGCAUCGUCGGGGACUUCCAGCUCCGGCUCCGGGUCCAGCGUGACUGACAGCAGCGGGGACUCAACCACUACCGGUUCGUCCAGCGGGACGAGUUCAGUGUCCAAGAAGAAGAAGACGAAGACCAGCAGCAGCUCGACCUCGGGCUCCGAUGAGAUCACGUCCGACCCAACUUCCGCCAAGUACACGUUGUCUGCCUUUGCUAUCGGUGACUGGGGUACCACCACCACGCAGGACUCGUGCUGCAGCCGUUCGUCGACGUAUAACGACUACGACGUCAAUGCUGAGGACAUUGUGGCUAGCUUGAUGGACCAACAGGCCAGCGCUGCGUCGGCACCGCCCAAGUGCGUGCUCAGCCACGGCGACAACUUCUACUGGACGGGUAUUGACAGCGAAGGCAGCCGGGACUCGCGCUUCGAGACCACUUUCGAGGACAAAUACAGCGGCGAUAACAUCAAAAGCGUGCCGUGGGUGAACGUGCUGGGCAACCACGACUACGGUGGUGCCAGUUACAUCUGCUCGGACGACGAAGGCCGUGCCAAGUGCUCCUCCGCGGACGAGCUGGUCAAGGCGCUCAACAACAAGUUCUCGUGGCAGCAAGAGUACACCAGUCCCAACGACAACCGCUGGGUGCUCAAGGACCACUUCUACGUGUACUCCAUCGAGGACGAGGACUCGGGCGUCAGUAUCGACAUUUUCAACGUGGACGCGGGAGAUGCCGGCACCCACGCUGCCCAGCAGACCUGCUGCCAGUGCUACGGCUACGCUGAAGGCAGCGACAAGAAGUGUAAGAACGUCGCGCGUGGUGAUAAGCUCUGCUGCGGAGGCGAUACAGAGAUGUAUGAUGCCUGUUUCGACAAGUUCACGGAAUGGAGCGAUGACUCGCGCAAGCAGCUCGCGAAGGAGGUGGCAGCCUCCAAGGCGACCUGGAAGAUCGUCAACAGCCACUACAACCCGUACGCUCACUACGACGAGGCCGGCAUGAAGAAGUGGUUUGAGAUUCUCAAGGACUCGGGCAUUCAGCUCUGGAUGAACGGCCACACGCACGGAGAGAACCACGACUACUCGUCCACGUACAAGGUUCACUUCGUGGACAACGGAGCUGGUGGUGGUAUCCAGAAGGAGUCGGCCAGCGGUAUCCCGGAGUACGCGUCGAGCGAUGUGGAAUCCGUGUGGACGUACGGUGGUCAUGAGUACGGCUUCAUGUCUGUGGAGGCGUCCGAGGAGUGGCUGAAGCUGCAGUACCACACGGCCGACGACUCGUGGUCGUUUGAGGAGAGCUUCAAGUCUACCACCAAGGGCGGCGUGGCGACGAAGCACUGCUGGUACAUCCCGGUUAACGGAGGUGAAGGCAAGGAAUGUUAA